Molecule: messenger RNA, 1026 nt
Organism: Alternaria arborescens
Lineage: Eukaryota; Fungi; Ascomycota; Dothideomycetes; Pleosporales; Pleosporaceae
Exons: 4
Coding region: 1-1026 (341 amino acids)
Source: RefSeq, a predicted model, not a curated record
AUGGACUCAUCGUCCGCUGCACCUCCCGCGUAUGUGGAAAACGCGUCCGAUCCUUACUGGAAGAUCAGAAACACAAAGUACAGCUCUGUCUUUGUAACAAAGGGUCCACCAAACGUGGAAGACUAUCGGACUCACGCAAAGCACAUUAAAAACUCGUUCUUAGAACGUGGCGUUAAUCCUGGCUCUUCUGCUUCUGGUAUCAGCCGUUUUGUUGAAGUCCAAUCGAGCCAAGCCUUCUCGAACAUUGAACGGCUCAUACACGAAUACCAAAAUGUCCUACAUACCAUCGAACCACUAAAUGAAGAGGAUGUUCUCUUUCUUCUUCUCAGCCGAUACUCGCAGUCCUCUGGAGCUUGCGUAUAUAUGGAAAUUAAAAGGCCAGGUGAAGUUCAGAUCUUCGAUUCAGCAAUAGUUGAGCCUCCACACAUGUCGUCUAUACAAGAGCACAUGGCGUGCGCACCUGGCAUGAUCACCGCGGAGUUGCACGAGCCCCUGCUUGAAGAUAGCAUGACGGACGUUCCAUACAAUCCAGUCCCCCAAACGCCAUCUGCUGCUGAGUUUGAUUUUGCUGUAAGCAUUAACUUUCCGGAGAUGCUCAUGGUAACACCCACUGCAACCCCAGAAUCCACCUCUACUACGGAUGAUCCUCCCACGUACACAGAUACCCCGACGGCGGGUGGGGGCUUUUUGCCGGCUAAGCUGCAACCACCAGCGUUCUCUGUGCAUCGAUGUCAUCACCGAGGCAUGGACCGUCGUGGUGAAGAGGAUGCUUUCGAGCUGCCAUUUGGAUUUCCAGAAGUCAUUCAGCAUUUGCAUACUAUUCCAUCCCAUUGUUAUCACACGGGCUUCCAUAUUCAAGACAAAAGCUAUGAAUCCAUGCCCUGCCACGAAGGAGGCGUUGAAGCUUUUGAGUGUCACAUAACAGCUUCUGAAGCUUGGGUGUACAUCACAGUGGAACGAGAAGGAGCAAUCCUUGUAUAUGAUUGCUACCGCGACCAAGAGGUAAACCUUUCCCAGCUCUCUUAG